CUGAAACUAAUAGACAUAGAAGUCUAUUUUUUGAGUUUCUGAGUUGCAGUGCGUCAAAAGCUAUCUAUGGCUAUUGAUUCCUUGCAAGUUUUAUCUGUGUUUUCGAGUUACGCGUCCCAAAAAGCCCUCCGGAGUCCGGACACUCGAGAGCCGUGGCCCAAUAAGGGAUGGAUGACAGCAGAGAAAAAGAACGGGACAGGUCGAGGCGCGGUGACAGACCCUCUAGAUUCUCCGAUGCAACUCGGGAUAGAUCCGGAGAUCGGAAUCAUCACUCUGAAGGAAAAAGAUUAUUUGUUUCUAACAUACCUUACGAGUUCCGAUGGACAGAGUUAAAAGAUUUGUUCAAAGACAAGGUUGGAGAUGUUGCUUAUGUAGAAUUAUAUCAUGAUGACAAUGGAAAGCCAAAAGGUUGUGGUGUUGUUGAAUUCAAUACUACAGAAGCCAUGAAAAAAGCAUUAUUUAUAAUGCAUAGAUAUGAAUUAAAUGGGAGGAAACUUGUUUUAAAAGAAGAAACUGGGAAUGAACGAAGCCGCUCUAAUAAUCCACGAUCGGGUGGUAGCAGUGGUGGAGGUGGCAGGAAUAAUCGUGAGGAUAAAGAAGGAUGGAACAUGAAUAAACCACGCCAACCGGAAAAUUUCAACACAUAUGGGUUAAGUCUUCAAUUCUUGGAGUCUAUUAAUGUCCAGCCUCCACUGAUGAAGAAAGUUUUUGUUGCAAAUCUUGACUACAAAGCAGAUAGACCAAAAAUCAAGGAGAUUUUCAAAAUGGCUGGAAAAGUUCGUAAUAUUGACUUGGCAGUUGAUAAAGAUGGCAAUAGCAGAGGCUUUGCAGUCAUUGAAUAUGAUCAUCCUGUUGAAGCUGUUCAGGCUAUUUCAAUGUUUGACAAACAAAUGUUGUAUGAUCGAAGAAUGACAGUCCGUAUGGACAGGGGCUCAGAUAAAGUAGAAGUGAGGCUGCCUGAAGGUUUGAAGAAUAUUGGCCUAGGGCUUGGCCCUAACGGUGAACCUUUAAGGGAUGUUGCAAGGAAUCUACCACAGCCAGCACCAACAAAUAAUUUAACAAAUCUAACAAAUGCAGGCACAAGUUUAGGGGCGAGUGUGUUGGGGGGUGUUCCAGCCGCCACUGUUGCCUUGAAUGGUUUGGGGCAAAGUCUCACUGCAAAUACUUUGGGAAACAACUCAGGUCUUGGCGGAGGCUUGAGCUUACAGGCUCUCGGCUUAACAGGCCUUGGAGCACUUCAAAACCAGUUACUGCAGCAAGGUAUUACAGCUAAUGACCUCGUGAGCUCAGUGUUAACGCAAGCACAGGCGAAUGUUGGCUCAAACAAUUUGGGAAUGGGUGGACCUGAUCUCUCUUCAAAUGUUAUGGCCAACAAUCAAAUGUCAAAUAAUGUGCUUGGCCCAAAUAAUAACCUUGGCAGCGGUCCUCUUUCAGGAACCAAUAGGCAGAUGCAACACAGUAAUGUUUCCAGUGGCCAGGGUUAUGGUAGAGAGAAUCCUAUACAAACAUCUUCUCGAGACAAGCAAUCUGACAUGGUCAUCAUCAGCAAUCUUCCACCAACAGUAACUUGGCAGUUAAUUCGUGAGAAAUUCAGUGAAUGUGGAGAAGUAAAGUUCGCGGAAAUGACGUCAUCAGAUACAGCGAUUGUACGAUUCCAUAAAGAGUGGGAUGCCGAGAGAGCUGUCAAAAUGUUUGACAGAACCAGAAUUGAUGGAAGGACUAUUGACGUGAGGUUCUUCUAAUCGCUGUGUAACAAGGGUUGUCAUAUCGAAGUUGGUCUAUCGGAAAACAUCUUUCGUCGUCUUUGUCUGCUUGCCGCAGCUGAAGUUUUGACCUUUGGUUCAAUUGACAUUGAUUCUUGAAUUAAUUGUAUUUAAGUUUAGAGUAAGACUAGACCUUGAUUGUUUUCCUUUUUCAUUUUAAUUUUUGUAAAACUAAUUUUCUGCAAAGUGGUUAUUACCUCAUUUCGUUCAUCUUCCUUUGUCGAUUGUCGCUGACACUUAGGGAAGUUGACCUUCUCGGAUAUUAAUAAAAAACUUUUAUUGACAAUGUUUUAAGACAAUGCUCAGGCCUAUUGUAGUUUUAUACGGAUGGGUUGCACGGAUGGAAAUCGGCAAUGUCAUUCCGAUGUUUGACAUUUGGCAGAUUGCAUAUUGGUUUGGUAAAUUGUCAGUGUCGAUUGAUUCUGGUCAUGUGGUCUAAUUAAUCAUUCGGUGUUCGGGACUAUACCCAAAGCUGGAUAAAGUACUAGCAACAUUGUAAAAUUUUUAGAAAAUUUGUAGUUUAAUUAUAACGUCUAUUAAAAGUGAAAACUUUGUUCUAAAUCUUUUCUUAUUAUUAUUAUUGUGAAAAUUAUUUCUUCGUCGCAACACAACCGAUUUACGUGGUAUUUCCAUGGAGACAUCUGAUAGAAAAUUAUAUAAGAAAGUGUAGCAGCGUAAUCGUAAACCUGAUAAACACGCAAUUUCAUUCCGUAUAAUAUGUAAUACAUAUAAUGGUUUUAAUUUAAACAGAGUUUCGUACAAUUGAGACAUCUACACAUUUUUAUCGUAGCAAAAAAUCUUUCACAAACUUCGACCCGUUUUCCCGUCCGUGUAAAUUGCGAACGGCUCUCGCGCUUAUGAAUAAAUCAAUUUGAAUAUUUCUAGAAUAAAAUAUGAAUUUGCUGUCAAAUAUCUUUGAUAUGUAGUCAAUAAACGGAUGCUUUUAAA
Molecule: messenger RNA, 2711 nt
Organism: Pieris napi
Lineage: Eukaryota; Metazoa; Arthropoda; Insecta; Lepidoptera; Pieridae
Gene: rump
Product: heterogeneous nuclear ribonucleoprotein M-like
Exons: 12
Coding region: 168-1742 (524 amino acids)
Cellular component (GO): nucleus; cytoplasm
Molecular function (GO): mRNA binding
Source: RefSeq, a predicted model, not a curated record